GUUCAGAACUAAGAUCACCAGAGUAAGACUCGUCAUCUUUUUGCUACGCAAAAACCCUUUUUACUGAUAAUGGAGUAACAGGAACGAUUAUGAUUUUUUAGACGAUUCAGGGCUUGAACAGAAGGAUCGAAUAGAUCUUGAUAGUUCAGCACCGAAAGACCCUUUUGAAUUUCCUGAUGCCACACCACCACCACCUCCGAGAAAAAAAGUGUUUGAUUUUUCAACAAUAUCAAAGAAGAACAACGUCUCUUCGCCGCCACAAACAAAACAAAGUAGCCCACCUCGUUUCUUGGACAACACAGAGAAUGACGAAUUUGAUUUUCUAGACGAUUCACCACCCAUACCUUCACCAACCACACAUAUACUUGACGAAGAAGAUGACUACAUGUCGGAACCUUCUUCAAAAAUAUGCGUGUCGCCGAUAAGACGUGUGUCGCUGGAUUCAUUAGAAGAACUAUCUCCUAUUCGAUAUACAAACCGAUCCGAAACACCUCCUCCGAAAAUUUCGUUAGAUUCUUCUCCUAUACGCGAUAAACCUUCAAGAAGAGAAUCUUUCUCAAACCAAUCCAAAUCAAUUUUUAGUGACGACGAAGAAGACAGUUUCUUGGAUAAGCUGUCUUUGAAGCCAUCUAGUAUCAGCCGUAAACGAAAGGCAUCACCCUCCAAUAUCAACUUGAUCGACUUAGACUCCGAUGGUUCGCUGCCUUCCGUCAAUGAUUUCUUUGAUCAGCUCAUGUCUCAAAAGGAGGACCGAAAGGGAAAAGGAAGAGCUUAUUCGCCAGCACAAUCGCGCAGCGAAGCUAUGUCCGAAUGUUCAUCUGUGAACGAUGAAAUGCCGGACUUAUCUGCCAAAGAACAAAGGAGGUUAGAUGCUGAGGAACGAAAACGCACACAAAUGCAAGAAAAACUGCGAGCUGCAGAAGAGAGAAAGCAGCUGGCAGAAGAGAAAAAACGGAAGCGCGAAGAGCUAUUAGAGGAAAAGAAAUUGGCCAAGGAACGAAAAAUAUUGGAAAAGGAACGAAACGCUAUUUUCGAAAAGGAAAAUAGAAUCAAGAGCAAUAGGGUAGAAACUAUUAAAGAAAUGAUUGUCGAAAUGCAUCCUGACUUUGUAGAGACGAAGGCUGGCGAGCUAUUGAAGAUGGUCUUGGAAAAAAAAGAGACGACCAUCCGUGAAGGAAAUCGAGGCCCGUACCAUCUUUUAUGGAAAAGAAUAUGUACAUCAGAAUGGGAUGAGGAUACCCUGGCUUUUAUCCCUUACAAGGAACCAAAAGUUAUAACAGAACCCUUUGUACUAGUCUAUGUUGAUAUCUAUGAACUAUUCAAACAUAUACAAGCAGACACUACAGAUGAUUAUGUGGAUCAUAUCAAAAGUGCCACUGAGCCUGAUCAUCAAAUAUUCCUUCUAGUUGAAGGCUUACAGGCAUAUUAUAGAAAGAAGAUUAACUUGGAAAGAAGGAUUUUUGACGAGCAAAUCCGAAGUACAAUUGAUGGUGCAAGUACAUCAGCUUCUCGACGCAAGAUUCAGCCAGAAAUAGAAAACGGACCGAGUCAUAAACAAGUGGAAGAGGCCGUUAAUUACUUGAUCUUGAAAAAGGAUAUCAUGUUUGUUAUGACCAAGAGUGAUGAGGAUACUGUUAGUUGGAUUGAGAGUCUAACAACGGAUCUCGCUUUGGGAAGAUACAAGAACAAAAACUUAAAUAGCACAUACAAAUCUCGAAAAGCAUGCUCAGAUCCCACAGAAAAUUAUUCCAAAAUCUUGCAGGAAAUUCAAUUGUGUACACAGGCCGUUGCUACUAGCGUCAUGAAUGAAUAUCCAACUUUACAAUCCUUACACAGAGCAUACACACGUGAAUCGAAAGUAACAGGAGAACAACUACUUGCAGAUCUGGAUGUUGAACGAAGUGCAUUGAGUGCUCGAGACCGUAAAGUUAACAGAAGCAUGUCCAAAAAGAUCUACAGAAUUUUCUCCACUGAUGAUCCAAACGAAGUGGUCAAUUAAAAAGGUUUAAAUGAUAAUAGUAACAAUAAUAAAAUAGGUUGUCUUGGAACAGUGGGUUGACUUUAUUCCAAUAUGUACGCUCGCGGAAUAAUUCAAAGUAAAGAUAAUGCUAUGCAAGUUCGUAAUCACCUUGAUUUUUUGUCACUGAUUGCACCGAGAACCAGUGUAUUAUCCCAAUGAUACCUGACACUUGAUUAAUAAAAGUUAUAUGUCUUUUAAAUGACUUGAAAAGCUCCCUUGAUUUGACAGCUGUUGAACCUGUAAGGAAUUAUUCAUGUUUUUUAAAAAAAGAUUUAUUUUCCCUUUGCCUCUAGAAAGAAGUGAAACAACGGG
Messenger RNA from Mucor mucedo, 2332 nucleotides. RefSeq lists its product as uncharacterized. The transcript has 3 exons. Gene Ontology annotation, biological process: replication fork processing; mitotic intra-S DNA damage checkpoint signaling; double-strand break repair. Bases 386 to 1999 code for a protein of 537 amino acids. Gene Ontology annotation, cellular component: nucleus; Holliday junction resolvase complex. The record is from RefSeq and is a predicted model, not a curated record. Lineage: Eukaryota; Fungi; Mucoromycota; Mucoromycetes; Mucorales; Mucoraceae. Gene Ontology annotation, molecular function: nuclease activity; DNA binding.